AUGGUCAAAUGGUCUACGCCAGUCCCACUAAUUAUUUUUAUGGAUGAUGUGUUGGGCAAUGUGUUGAAGCAAUGGAACAAACAUCAUGCCAUUUACAUGUCAAAUGCCAACUUGCUGCGUGAGAUGCUUGAGAAAGAGUUUUUGCUCAUUGUUGCAGCUGAAUCUGGCAUCAUUGCAUGGGACUGCAAGGACAGUGAGGAGGUCAUGCUCAUCCCUUAUGGAUUGUUUGUCACUGGGGACAAUCCCAUGCAAGCUGAAGAAUGCAGCCAUGCUGGGCUGAACUGCAACUAUUAUUGCAGGACGUGUGAUGUUGGUGGCAUGAAGGAAUAUAAGGAGUCUGAGGCUGGAUAUAGCAAGGGUACUGUGAACACAGUUCAACAGCAAUUCGAGACUGCAAUGCUAUUGGGUGCCUUGAAGAAGGUGAAGAACUCUGUGUCAUCAACUGGUAUUUGUGAUACAGCUUCAGCCUCCAUCCUUAACACACUGCUGGAACUUGGCAAGAAACUCAGGAAAUGUACAGUGGGUUCUCCAGCAAUACCUGAAAACGAGGUCAGCAUCACACUCAAGAAAGAGUUUGAGCAGCUCUUGCAAGGUGGAAAGCUCGAUGACACAAUCAAUCCCCUGCUAGGCAUGCAUGCAUUCAAUGUCCAUAUGGAUACGCCAACUGAAAUCUUCCAUACAAUACUGCUAGGUGUUGUAAAAUACUUCUGGGGGCAAACACAUUUCAAGAGCUUGGCACAAGUAAUGCCAUUCCUCAUCUAUGACCUUGUCCCACCAACAGUCCUCAAUGGUUGGACAGUCAUGGGUGAACUUGUUGUCCUUGUCUGGCACACGAAAAUAGCAAACACCAAGGUUUACCUUGCAAAGUUAACACGAACGAUCCAAGAUUUUCUGAACAUGACAGCGCAGUGUGCACCAAGUAUCCUGAUUAGCAAAUCCAAAUUCCAUUUUCUCAUUCAUCUCCUGGCCUAUAUUCGACGUUUUGGACCAGCAAUUAUCUUCUUGAUGGAGCGAUAUGAAUCUUUUAACCACAUUUUCUGCUUGUCUUGCAUAUAUAGCAAUCGCCAAGCACCAAGCAGAGACACCUGCAAAGUAUUUGCUCACCAGGACAUCAUCAAGCAUGUUGCUACUGGUGGUUACUGGUAUGAUGGUGAGAUCAAGAAAUGGGUUCAUGCAGGAGUCCAGGUCUUAAGUUAUCUUGAUGAGCACCCUGAACAAGCACAGCUGCUUGGGUUAUCAAACUUCAGUCGCAGCACUCCAAUACCUGGGUCAGGAAAAGUCGAAACAGUAACUGGAAAGUCUAGAAAGACGGUCUGGAAGGACACAGUUUUUUGGAAGGAUACACGUUGUGCGAAUAUUCCCAGAACCAUCCUAUGCAAUCCAAACAUUGAUUACCACUGGGCAAAUGUAUUUGAAGUUAUUGUUCGACCAUCAGCAGAUGGAAAGUCAGUGAUGCAUCUUAUGAGUGUUGUCUUGCAUGAUAUUGUGUGUUCUGUCAAUGUCCAACAUAACUGCAUCAAUUCACAUUGCACCGACACCACUCAGCAACCCAUAUAUCAAGAAUGGACCAUAACAUCUCACUCAAGGCCCAUCAUUCAACACAAGCCAACCCCACACUACCUCCUCAAUGUAUACUCUGUUCAUAACUACGACUACAUCAAUCUUGUUAUGCCCAAUACCCUUCACAAGACACCACUGAGAGUGACCAAUGUGACUGAAGUUCGAGCAUUGGCAGUGCAGCAAAUGCAGGAGAAGUGA
Molecule: messenger RNA, 1758 nt
Organism: Suillus subaureus
Lineage: Eukaryota; Fungi; Basidiomycota; Agaricomycetes; Boletales; Suillaceae
Exons: 10
Coding region: 1-1758 (585 amino acids)
Source: RefSeq, a predicted model, not a curated record